Molecule: messenger RNA, 3606 nt
Organism: Oncorhynchus mykiss (rainbow trout)
Lineage: Eukaryota; Metazoa; Chordata; Actinopteri; Salmoniformes; Salmonidae
Product: programmed cell death 1 ligand 1
Biological process (GO): positive regulation of T cell proliferation; cell surface receptor signaling pathway; T cell costimulation
Cellular component (GO): external side of plasma membrane
Source: RefSeq, a predicted model, not a curated record
CUCUUCGAUCAUUCAGUGAGCGCACACUGGACACUAGCCGAGGAGUAGGGUUGAUCGGAGCGUUCUGAUCUCACAACGGCAGUCAAAUACACAAGUUUAUUGCCCAAUUUCUGGAACCGUGACGUCAAAAUAAAAAAAAUCGACAGUUGACACUGCUGACUUUCACUCUUUCCAAGUUUGCCGUCCAACCCGGAUUCACGACAAAACGUUGAUCUCCUGCUUACAUUGAUUAUAAUUUCUGCAGAAAAUGGAAACCUAUAGAACACACAUUGUCAUGUGGACUGUCCUGUGGUUAGUAGAAGUCUUCCUGUGUGCCUCAGCCCAUUUGGAGCCGCUCCAAGCUAUUGUGGGACAAAACGUCCUCCUGCAAUGCCCCUGCAAGAAGAGAAACGAGAGAAUGGACAUGAAAUGGCAGUUAGAAGACCAUACCACCGUGCUUCACCACAGUGGAAGUCAUAACACCACAAACAUCGGGGAGGGAUAUCAAAACAGGGUCAAUCUCUUUCAGAAUGAAGAUAAGGACAACUGUUCCCUGCUCCUCUCAGGCAUCACUGUCGCAGACAAUGGGAUGUACAAAUGCUUCUUUCAAACCGAGACUUUGGUCUACAUUCACAUCACUCUGCAUGUGAUUGCCAGCUACAGUGUCUGUAUGUACCAGGUACUAGACCAGGCUCCGAUGGGUUCCGGAUGGGAAGAGAGGUUCGGGGUGUACCAGUGUAAAGCCAACGGGGGAUACCCAAAGGGCCAGAUUCACUGGAAGAUGGGUGGACAUCCUCUGGUGAACACCUCCAGGAGGGAUGAGACCCACCUGGAUAACUCUACAGGACUAUACAGUCUGACCAGCAUCCUGACCAUGGAUCGGAGUCAGGGUGAAAAACUGCAGUGUAUGGUGGAGAACACAGACCAGGCAUCUAAACUCAACUCCACCUGCAAGGAAAAGCCUGUAUACAUUAGAGAGAGUCCAUUGGGGAGUCCUGAUAAAGUAGCAGUAGCAGCAGGUGUGUCUGUCAGCGUGGUUGUGAUGCUUGUUGCGGGAGUCCUGCUGGUGAUCUUCUUACUGACUAGAUGUCACCGCCGUGAAACGUCAACGAAGCAGAGCGACACAGAGGAUAGAAGCGUGACCCAGCAGUUGAACAUGUAUGAACACUGAGUGUGUGGAGCAUCUUCUCCCUCUGAUACAACAAUCUCUCCUCAAAUGACGGACGACAAAAUGGAGGGAUGGUGACUUGCAACAAGACAAACUUAAACUUAAAAUAAUGCCUGUGUUCAAAGUAGCAUUGUGGAGCAGCAUUGAGCAAUGUAUUGUAAUGUCAUGUCUGAACCAUAUUCUGUGGCAGGAAGUGAAAGAAGUGGAGAACAGCAUGAUGGGAGAAAUGACUGGUCAAUGGACUGAACAUGAGCCGAACUCAGUAAAUGAAAUCCCAAUAAAUAAAGUAGACCUAAGGCAGCCUGUAUAUUAUAGAGUUGACUAACUACAGGUGCAUUCACAUUUCUAAGAAGAGAAGCAGAUGAUACAGGACUACUAUAGUUAACAGCCAUCAUGGAAACUCUUGUUACAUACAUCUACCGCAUGUUCCUGGUGUUACCCAUUUGAAUCAUGUUGAUAAUUCAGGUUGAUAAUUCAUGUUGAUAAUUCGCUUUCAUGUACAGCAGUCAUUUCACCAUUUAAAUAUGAAUUUAAUUAUCUGAAUAAUGUGAAGAAUUUGACAUGAUCAAUGUUUUCAUUGCUGCUUAUUAUUAUUAUGUAGCUUGCUGUGAAACAAGCAUGUCAUGGAAUGACUAAAUCAAAAGAUUAGUAACACUUUGGUCCAGGGUCCGUUUUGUUGUAUUAUUAACCAUAUUGGUUAAGCUUACAACACAGGAAGAGCUGAUCGGAAAUCAGGGAAAUAAAAUGACUUUUUAUAGGUCUUGUCCCGAGGGACUAAUACAAGUUUCACAUCUGUGUUCAUAUUUAUUUUGUGAGAGAAAAAAACUACAGACAUUAUACAAAUACAUUAUCCGCCCACCUCUCCCCUUUCCACCCACAUGACCUGCUUAUUUGAGUACAAAUAUCAAAGUAGUGAUUUUAAACUGUUAAUUGUUGGAGUCCAUAUGUUGAUACUUGGUUGCCUGGGUGUUAGGUGCAGUGAAGUUAGUCAUCAUUAAGCAGUAAGAGAUUGGCAAGACAAGGGAUUGGUUUAGAUAAAAUGCUUGAUAAUGAUGAAGACAGAUUGCCAAAAGGAGAACAAUCUGUUUUAGUACUUUUAUACCACUCAUAUUUUAUGCUGUAAGUGACAAUACUGGCUGUUUUUCUGUGUGGGAAAGUAUUGUUCAGUUGUUUUUAUGUGUUUGUACUGUUGGAAAGUAGCUGAAAUUCUCUGUCCUCUUCCUUCUUGGUGUUUCUUUUUCAAAUAAACUAUGUACUGUGAAUAUGAAAUGAGAUAAACCCUAUAUUAAAUGCCAUAAUAAACCCUAUAUUAAAUGCCAUAAUAAACCCUAUAUUAAACGCCAUAAUAAACCCUAUAUUAAAUGCCAUAAUAAACGCUAUAUUAAAUGCCAUAAUAAACGCUAUAUUAAAUGCCAUAAUAAACCCUAUAUUAAAUGCCAUAAUAAACGCUAUAUUAAAUGCCAUAAUAAACGCUAUAUUAAAUGCCAUAAUAAACCCUAUAUUAAAUGCCAUAAUAAACGCUAUAUUAAAUGCCAUAAUAAACCCUAUAAUAAAUGCCAUAAUAAACGCUAUAUUAAAUGCCAUAAUAAACGCUAUAUUAAAUGCCAUAAUAAACCCUAUAUUAAAUGCCAUAAUAAACGCUAUAUUAAAUGCCAUAAUAAACGCUAUAUUAAAUGCCAUAAUAAACGCUAUAUUAAAUGGCAUAAUAAACCCUAUAUUAAAUGCCAUAAUAAACGCUAUAUUAAAUACCAUAAUAAACCCUAUAUUAAAUGCCAUAAUAAACCCUAUAUUAAAUGCCAUAAUAAACCCUAUAUUAAAGCACAGCAUUGAUUGUCACUGCUACGCAGAUGAUACACAGCCUCACAUUUCUGCGUCACCAGAGAAUUCUAGCUCCACGGAUACAUUAUUAGACUGUUUUAGUGAGUUAAAUAACUUCCUCCAGCUAAAUCGAGACAAAAACCUAGGUACUUAUUGUUGGAGCCAAAGCACAGCGAGAGAAUCUAGCAGCAUAUUUUAAUUCACAGGCAAUAAAGAUAAAACAAAAGGUAAAAAAAACCUAAGUGUUAUUUUUAUAUUCUGAAGUCAAUUUCGAAUCACACAUUAGGAAUGCGACCAAAAUUGCUUUUUACCAGGAACAUUUUGAGGUGUGGAUGUUUCUCUCUCAGGCUGAUACAGAGAGACUCGUCCAUGCUUUUAUUACAUUCAGGUUUGACUACUGUAUUGCUCUCCUGUCUGGUCUACCCAAGAAAGCCAUUGGUCAACUGCAGAACAUACAGAAUGCUGCAGCAUGGGUACUGACCAAGAUCAGACGGAGAGCACACAUUUCAUAGGUUUUAAGGUCUCUGUACUGGCUGCCUGUGAGUUCUGUAAUGCACAUUGCAUUGCAGUCCAUGUCUGAAAUGUUCUGUAUAAAAAAGCUUGAUUUGAUUAAAUGUCAAAAUAAACGCAAUAUUAAAUGC